Messenger RNA from Bipolaris zeicola 26-R-13, 354 nucleotides. RefSeq lists its product as uncharacterized. NCBI's taxonomy places the organism in Eukaryota, Fungi, Ascomycota, Dothideomycetes, Pleosporales, Pleosporaceae. Bases 1 to 354 code for a protein of 117 amino acids. The record is from RefSeq and is a predicted model, not a curated record. The transcript has a single exon.
AUGUCAAAUGUCAGUCCUAAUGCUAAAGACGAUCCCGCAAGCGAUCCACACAUGACGAGGUGUCCCUCCGGGAGCGAUCCGAGUUUCUCAGGGUGCCGCGGAGUGGCGCUGUGGAAGUGGCGCCGCCGUGGGAAGAUGGGCGAAGACGGUGUUGUGGACGAGGCGUCCGAUUACGUACAUACUGUAUACUCGCUACGCAACGCGACCCACGUACCAGGACAUCUGGCCACACGCAACGAUGCGACAGCUGUUGGAUGUAGCGCCAUUACCUUACAUAAGUACGUAGGGUCUCGAUCCGCGGAAACGGGACUGUCAUGUCAGUGCUGUAGGUUACUGGUGGGGUUCGUUGGGUAG